This is a messenger RNA of Emiliania huxleyi CCMP1516, 1954 nucleotides long. RefSeq lists its product as hypothetical. Gene Ontology annotation, biological process: magnesium ion transport. The record is from RefSeq and is a predicted model, not a curated record. The coding region runs from base 1 to 1911 and encodes 636 amino acids. Gene Ontology annotation, molecular function: magnesium ion transmembrane transporter activity. The transcript has 6 exons. NCBI's taxonomy places the organism in Eukaryota, Haptophyta, Isochrysidales, Noelaerhabdaceae.
AUGAGACCUUUUAACGACUGUGGCUGGACCCAGAGGUCGCGCCUUCGUUCGAGCAUCGAGCUCCUUCGGCCACGCGCUCCGCACCACCUGCUCGGACGCGCACCUCUGCUCUCCGGCGCCGGCUGCGGCGUCGCUGGCUGUCGGCGUCGCACUCCGACGGCGCUGGCACCGACCCUCUCCCUCGCGGCGCCCUCGUCUUCGUUUGCGGCCGGCCCCGAGCUGUCGGUGUUCGAGCUGUGCGCUGACGGCCGCGUCACGCCGUACCAGAGCACGCUCACGUCGAUGCACACGCGCCUCGGUGUCCGGCUCUCGGCUCGCGACGUGCGGCUGCUGCGCUCCUCGACGCCGGUGCUCGCGGUGCGGCCCGGUUUCGUGCUCUUUGACCUCGGCGAGGCCAAGGGCGUGCUGCUGCACGACCGGGUGGUGAUGGUGGGGUCGGACCGGCAGAAGGUGCGCACCAUCGGCGAGGAGGUGCAGCACCGCCUCGACGCCCUCUCGCGCGCCGACGGCGCCGAGGAGUACCCGUUUGAGGCUGUGUACGAGCUCUCCUUCACGCUGCUCGAGCAUCCGACUCGCGCCGAGGCGCCGCGCGGCCGGCGAGAAGCCUCUGCGACGCGCCACGGCCAGCGCUCACGCGCCGCGCCGGUGCGGGUAGGCGCCGCCCUCGGCCAGCUGCUGCCGCUCCAGAUCUCGCUCAACGACCUCCGGACGCGUGCGCGCCGGCUGACGGAGAUCCUGCAGGAGGACGAGCUGGCGGGCAUGUGCCUCUCCCUCCUCGAGCGGAGGAAGCAGUCUGUGCCGCCCGCCGGCAUCGCAACCGCUGCCGCGACCGCCGCCUCCUCCACUGCCGCCGACGUGUCGGCGGCGGCGGCGAUCGGGGCGGGCGGCGCGGCGGACGGUGGCGCGGCGGCAGUUGCGCGCGAGGGGAGAGACGCGGAUACAGAGUCGGAGGCGGAGGCGGAGGCGGAGGCGGCGGCGGCGGCGCUGCUCGAGGCGGAGGAGGAGGAGGCGGAGGCGGAGGCGGAGGUGGUGGAGACGCUGCUCGACGUGUACCUCGCGCGGCUCGAGGCGCUGAACGACCGUGUCGAGAGGCUGGCCGCCAACAUCGAGACGACGCAGGGCGUGCUCGAGCUCACCCUCGACAACGAGCGCAACCGCAUCGCGCGGCGCCCGAGCCGCCCCCGCGGCCACGCAGGCCUUCGGCGAGGGGUCGGGCGAGGCUCACGCGUCCUCUCCCCGCCCCGCAGGCUCGAGCUCCUCCUGUCGAUGGCGGGGCUCGCGGUCGGCGCCUCAGCCGCCGUCUCCGGCUUCUUCGGGAUGAACCUCGUCUCCGGCCUCGAGGCGGCGGCGCGCGGCUUCCUCACGACCGUUGUCUGCUCGCUCGGCCUCUCGGCCUCCAUCUUCGCCGCCUGCUGGCGCCGCUUCCGCUCCGUCUCUCGCGAGCAGCGGUCGCGGCUCAACGACGUCCAGGCGCUCAAGUCGGUGCUCGCGAGCCUCGACACCGUCGGGCUGCUGCUCCGCUCGCGGCCGCCGCUGCCCGCGGACCCGAGCAGGCUCAAGUUCGAGCUGCAGUCGCUGCUCGCUUCCUCGGGGUUGCCACGCUUCGGCGCGCCGCCCGCCCGCGCUCCCCGGCCGCACCCCCGUCGGUGCAGCCGCCGAACGGUCCCCGCGCGCGCUUCCGGCUUGCCUCAGGAGCGAAGGAGCUCGCGCUGCUCGGCUCGAUCCUCUCCCGACAGCGCGAGGCGGAAGAGACGCACCCGACCGGCGACAUGGACGCAGUGCAGGGGCCGCAGUGGGCGUGGAGCAAGACGCCCUUCGGGGGCGGUUAGGCUUAGGAGGCUGCCACAGACGACUGAAGUUAAAGGACAAAGAGAGAGCUUACAGCGUUGUCCGCGUGAGUGGCAUUGCUAAAUGCGGCAUGAGGCAUAGUCGAAUACGGGCGUACAUGUUUGGA